Dreissena polymorpha is the source of this 1959-nucleotide messenger RNA. RefSeq names its product polypyrimidine tract-binding protein 1-like. NCBI's taxonomy places the organism in Eukaryota, Metazoa, Mollusca, Bivalvia, Myida, Dreissenidae. Bases 777 to 1931 code for a protein of 384 amino acids. The record is from RefSeq and is a predicted model, not a curated record. Gene Ontology annotation, cellular component: nucleus. Gene Ontology annotation, biological process: regulation of RNA splicing; mRNA processing. Gene Ontology annotation, molecular function: mRNA binding. The transcript is spliced from 10 exons.
GAUAUCUCUAAUAUACAGUUGACUGGUGAUUGUCUUUCCCUUUAUCAGUGAAACAGGACAUAUUUUAGUGUUUAAACUUGACUUUUAGUGUAUGACGGAUAGUAAUAUAGCUGAACAGGACUCUACACUGGUAAAAGGGAAGUUUUAUAAGUGUUUUUAACCAUUGACAGGAAAUUGCUGGGCUAGUGAUAGCUGUGUAAUGUUUGCAAAUAACUUUCAAUUAUAGAUUGAAAAGUUAUUGCGUAUUACUGUCUGCCAGAGAUUGAGUUGACAGGAACUGAUUAUCUGAUAAUAUUUUCAAUGUAUUGAUCUCGAGAGUGUAUAAUAGGGAGACACACUUUGUCACAGUUGAUUACUAGGCACUGAUAUAGCACUGUGGUAGUGUAGGUUUACAAGGGCACACAUGUGGCAGCCUCUGUUCUUCAUUUUGUUUCCUGGUUUCUGAACAUAACCGGCACUUGACAACCGUGGACACAGAUCCGUAUCCUGUCUCACAAGUGGAGGAGAAUAGGAAAGCAGCCAUUGUGACUAAUUGAGAGGGCUUUAUUUAGUUGGACCACUAGAUGAGCAGCUUUUAGUGUUCCAGUUGUCACAUCGAGGAUCGUUUGUGAAGGAGCCUAGGGAGUAUUUAUAUACCACUGUCCCAAAAAGUUCAUCAGUGAAGCCAUUCUCUGAAAGCCAAUACCUGCCUGCAGACAAGAUAUCAACCCACGCACAGCGAACAGCACCGGCUUGAAGCUGAACUUUACUAUGCCCAGUGGUUAUUGUGUCUGUGUAUGAUGUACCUAGCCUACAGUUACCCACUUGGACAGCCAGCCAUCCCCGCGCUAGGAGCCCAUACGCCCAUAGCAACCGCCGACUACUCACACCCGCAGUACGUGACCGCUGUGACAGCACCCUCUAUAGCUGAGCCCUACCUGGUCCCCGUGACUGCAGCACACCAGCCCCUCCAGGCUGCCCCAGCUCCUUACCAGGCCCUUACACUUGCUGUCUGCAGAAAGCGCGGCUCAGAAGAACUCAUGUCUCACAGUCCUAUGGUACAGACUAACGGCACCGGCCACAGUCCAUCACAGAAUGAGGUCAACGACGCUAAAAAGGUGAAGCUGGAUUCCACAAACAUGAUGCCUUCCAAGGUGAUACAUCUGCGCAGUCUGCCCAACGAUGUCACAGACUCUGAGGUCGUGCAGCUGGGCAUUCCCUUUGGCAAAAUGUCCAAUGUGCUGCUACUCAAACAGAAAAAUCAGGCGUUCCUGGAAUUUGAGGAUGAAGGUGUGGCGGCCACGUUCGUCAACUAUUACACAAAGAUGCCCUGUCAGAUCCGGGGCAAGCAGGUCUACGUCCAGUUCUCACAGCACAAAGAGCUGAAAACAGACCAGGCUCACUCCUUCCAGAACCAGGCAUCCCAGGCAGCUUUGCAGGCGGCUCAACUGGCACUAGGCAACGGUGGGGAUGGAGAGGGCAUCAAGAAGACAGUGCUCCGAGUCAUAGUGGAGAACCUUGUAUACCCCGUCACCAUAGAAGUACUUAAUCAGAUCUUCAGUAAAUUUGGCAAAGUUUUGAAAAUGAUCAUCUUCACCAAAAAUAACACAUUCCAGGCCUUGGUACAGUUUGGGGAUUCAGUAUCAGCCAAUGCAGCUAAACUGUCGCUAGAUGGCCAGAACAUCUACAACGGCUGCUGCACACUGCGUAUCGACUACAGCAAGCUAGGCCAGCUCAAUGUGCGCUACAACAAUGACAAGAGUCGUGAUUUCACCAACCCCAGUCUGCCCACGGGUGACCCGGGGCUUGACCAAGCCAUGGCCUUUGGGGGUGGAGGUUCAGGUAUUAUGGUUGCCACAAUGCCAAGUUUAAGUCCUGCGCAUCACCUCUCCCUCGGCGGAAUUGGCACCCAGCACUUCGAUGCCAGGUACAUGUUGGAGGCAAGUGAGUAAAGCCAAGACGUUUUCUGGACAUUGCCAC